AUGGUUGGACCACUAUUCAGCGCUCAUUGGACUCAAAUGGCACCGAUUCUUCUCUCCUUGCCUUCGGGCUCUUGGCCGCAAACGGAGUUCUCUCCCACCCUGGUCACUCUGUGGCAGAGGAGGCAGCAGAGCGAGGCCAUUGGCUUCGUACAGCAAAGCCAAGAUCCGUCCAAUCUUGUGCAAGUGACCUCAAACGUCGCGGACACCACGAGGAAGCUGUUGCUCGUCGAACGCCGAGACUUUGCAGACUACAACGUCUCACACGCUUCGAACCUUGAUGUCGGCUUGGGAUCUGACGAGCGAGAAUUGUUCGCCGACGACUCCAGCUGUCUCCUUCAGCCCGAGACCACACAAGGACCGUACUACGUUGACGGCGAGAUCAUUCGCAAUGACAUGUCCGAAGAUCAAGUUGGCAUUCCGCUUUACUUGUCCAUCCAGCUGGUUGACACCUCCACCUGCGAGCCUGUCCCCGCUGUAUUCGUCGACGUAUGGCACUGCAACAGCACGGGUGUCUACUCGGGUGUGAUCAACCCAUCAAACGGGAACCCCAACGACACAUCGAACCAAGAAACCACUUUCCUUCGCGCUGUGCAGCAGACUGACAUUAAUGGUGUCGUUCAAUUUCAAUCUAUCUUCCCGGGUCACUACAUUGGUCGUGCGGUCCACAUCCACGUCAUGACACACAACGUCAACUCUACCACUAUUCGGACCAAUGGUACUCUUAUCAACGCAGCUAGCAACCACACUGCGCACGCCUCGCACGUAGGCCAAAUUUUCUUCGACCAAGACCUCAUCUCCCAAGUCGAAGCCACGGCUCCAUACAACACCAACACCCAGGAGCUUCUCAACAACGAUGAGGAUGGUAUCUUGUACCAAGAAGCCAAAGGCUCUGAUCCAUUUGUCCAAUAUGUCCUUGUUGGAGACAAGAUCGAAGAUGGUGUCCUCGCAUGGGUGAGUCUCGGCAUCGACCCUGCUGCGGAUUUUGUCACGCCAUCAGUUGCCACCUAUGAAAAAGACGGCACCGAUGUCAACGAGGACUUCAAGUACACCGGUCCUAAGUCUGGGCCAAUCUCUGAAACGGGAAUUCCAGGAGAGGAGGAUGCUGCUGUGGCUGGGGGCGCAAAGCUCUAA
This is a messenger RNA of Cercospora beticola, 1131 nucleotides long. Its product is annotated as intradiol ring-cleavage dioxygenase. The record is from RefSeq and is a predicted model, not a curated record. NCBI's taxonomy places the organism in Eukaryota, Fungi, Ascomycota, Dothideomycetes, Mycosphaerellales, Mycosphaerellaceae. Gene Ontology annotation, molecular function: oxidoreductase activity, acting on single donors with incorporation of molecular oxygen, incorporation of two atoms of oxygen; ferric iron binding.